AUGCUGGAGAGCUUCGUCAAGUCGCGGAAGCUGCUGGCGCCGGGCAAGGGCGACGUGCCCGAGUACAAGAAUGGCACCAAGGUAACAUUCCACUUCAAGACGGUGGCCAUCUUUGAUGGCAAAGACCAACAACAACAACAACAGAAGACGACAGAUGAUCACAACCACAACAAUGAUCAUCACCAUCACCAUCAUGAGCACAAGGACACCGUGGUGGACGACUCAAAGGAGAGCGGCAAGCCGAUGGAGCUGUUCAUUGGAAAGCAAUUCAAACUGCCCCUUUGGGAGGAGUGGAUCAAGGACAUGCGAGUGGGCGAGCGGUCGCAGAUUGACUUUGAGUGGCGCUUUUGCGGGGACGUCUACCCGAUGCUCUCCAAGUCGUACCGGAACUUCUGCAAGCCCAGCCUGGAGGCGGAGUACGAGACGGAGGAGACGAGGCGGAAGCGACAGUCCAGUCACUGCUGUGGAGGCAUGCAAUCGCAACGCAGCUACGGCUACGACGACCUCGACCACCUGGUGGGGCACCCGCCCACCCGGCUCCAGUUCACCCUGGAACUGCUCACUGUCGAGCCGCCGGAGAAGGUCGACAAGGAGGUGUGGCUGAUGGGCGAGGCGGAGAUGGUGAAGGAGGUGCCGGCUUUAAAGGCCGAGGGCAAUCGCCUCUUCAGCGGGAAGCAGUACGAGCAGGCCGCCUACCGCUAUCGCAAGGCGCUGGCCAUCCUCGAGCAGCUGAUGCAGCGGGAGAAGCCAAAUGACACCGAGUGGCUGGAGUACGACCGCCGGAAGGUGCCCCUCCUGCUGAACCUCGCACAGGCGGAACUCCUCCUGGGGGAGUUCUACCACGCGCUGGAGCACGCCGGCGAGGUGGUGGGCAAAGAGCCCGCCAAUGUGAAGGCUCUCUUCCGGCGGGGCCGCGCCAAUGCCGCCGUGUGGAACGAGGAGGAGGCGAGACGGGACUUUGCGGCGGUGGCCGCCCUCGACCCGAGCCUCGGCCCGCUAGUCAAGGCAGAGCUGGCCGAGCUGGAGGCGAAGCUGAAGGCGAGGGAGGCCAAGGAGAGCCAACUUCUCAAGGGGAAGCUCUUUUCCUCCUCCUGA
Messenger RNA from Rhagoletis zephyria (snowberry fruit fly), 1095 nucleotides. Lineage: Eukaryota; Metazoa; Arthropoda; Insecta; Diptera; Tephritidae. The record is from RefSeq and is a predicted model, not a curated record.